Fulvia fulva is the source of this 1131-nucleotide messenger RNA. RefSeq lists its product as uncharacterized. Gene Ontology annotation, biological process: adenylate cyclase-activating G protein-coupled receptor signaling pathway. The transcript is spliced from 3 exons. Lineage: Eukaryota; Fungi; Ascomycota; Dothideomycetes; Mycosphaerellales; Mycosphaerellaceae. Gene Ontology annotation, molecular function: G protein-coupled receptor activity. The record is from RefSeq and is a predicted model, not a curated record. Bases 1 to 1131 code for a protein of 376 amino acids. Gene Ontology annotation, cellular component: plasma membrane.
AUGCCACUUCAGCUAGUGGUAGCGGUUCCAACGUUCGUGUGCUCCUGCCUGAGCAUGCUAGCAAGCACGACAUUCGCCAUCUUCUACCUCAUAUUCCCACCGGAGCGGCAUUUUCGCCAGGCGCUGAUCAUCAACUUGCUGGUAGCUGAUCUGAUUAACUCCGCCAACAACACGAUAUCUGGAGCAGUCGCUCUCUCGAGACGAUACCACGCAGAGCCUCUCGAACAAGGACCCGCUUGCAUCGCCAAUGGCUACAUUGGACAGUUCUCGGUGCAAGCAAUCGACUUCAACAUCUUGAUCAUCUCGGUCGCGGUGCUUCUCACGGUGCGCCAGAGUCGGAUCGUAAUUGAGCCGCCUUGGUGGCAAGUCAUAGUCAUAUGCGCCAUACCCUGGAUUCCGCCUAUCAUCACGAGCAACAUCGCACUCGCUUCGGAUUUCUACGGUCCUGUGAGCGGGAAUUGGUGCUGGAUUCAGGCAAAACACUUUGAGAUGAGGUAUCUUCUCACCCAUGGCUGGCGUAUUGCGAUAUUUGUCUCGACUAUCGCGAUCUACACGUAUGUCUACAUCUACCUGAAGCGAGCCUACGGCCAGCUACAUAUAUCCACAUCGAGCAAUGGCACUGGACCAGACACCGAAACGGAGAUGCAAAAGGUCUCACACGAAGUGCUACCUCCGAACAGACACAUUCGAGUGAGGUCUUCAAUCACCACCACACACGAGAGCGACGAGCACUUAAUGUUGCCCGGGGCAUCUAAUAUGGGUCACUGGCCAGACGACGACCCAAGCACAACCCAUCCGACAACUUACCCCAAAGGAAAAUAUGCCCCAGGCUCAACCGCUGAGAUAAGAAAUAUCGUAUUAGCUACACCAGCUGCUGAGAAAGCUCGGGAGCGCAAGACGUCCUUGAGGAAGAUGCUACUCCUCAAUGGCUAUCCGAUCCUGUACAUCCUGCUUUGGAUACCAGGGAUGGCGAACCGUAUAGCGGAGGCCUUCGGACCCUCGCCGAGAUGGCUGAGGGUAACCCAAGCGUCGACUCAACUGGUUGGGCUGGCGAAUGCUAUGACCUACGCAUAUAAUGAGCAGCUGCGGGGGAGGAUAAGAGGGCGGACGACGAAGCGGCUGUUCUCGUAG